GCCAGAUUUUCCGUUUUCCAACAACAGUCACAAUUUGAACAGCGCAGUUGCUGUCCCGUUUUCGGACGAUCCACACUUUCUUGCCGAAGUGCCCACUUCAGAAAAAAAGACAUCACUAGCAAUUUAAAACAUGACGAAAGAUGAUAAGUUGCCCCACAAGCAACCCGCGUACACUGUGAGAACUUUUUCUUUCAACCCAGCCUCAUCUUCGCUUCGAAAUGCCAAUCAGCAAGGCGCCACUCGCGGUACCUUGACUGAAUUCACCCGGCGCAAAAACUGGUCGCAGAGAAUCAUCGACAAGCUUGAAGACUUCAUUCAUGUCCUCUCUCCACAAGCAAAGAUCAUGUACUGCUCGCCUGCCACUACUGAGCUCUUUGGAUAUGCCCCCGAAGAACUGGUUGACCGCCAAAUGUCUGACUUUAUUCACUUGGAUGAUAAAGAUUUAUUUCAGCGAGAAUUUCGUGAAAGUUGUCUUCAACGUCGAAAGUUUCACCUUUACUAUCGUUUCCAAAAGAAAGACUCCACCUAUAUCAGCCUGGAGAUGGUUGGUCAUGCUUACUUUGGGGAAGGUGAUAGAAAACAGACCUCAGUGCCACUCUGUUUCUUCGCCACAGGCAAAGUUUAUCCCAACAAGGCUGCCAACCUUAUUGAUACCUUCUUGGAAUUGAAAAUGGAAAAAGAAAUGCUAGAACGACAAAUCAAUGAAGCUAAGGCUAAAAAGCAAAGGGAUGUUUCCAAAUCUCCAAGUCAACCUUCAAGAAAGAACAGCGAGCAAUCUUCGGAUAGCAUCCCCGCUGACUUCUCUCAGGAUAGCCAAGUCCAAGAAAGCAGUUCCAGCGAGCAGGCACAAGGCUUUGUUGAUGACACAGCGGAUAUUGACAUGCUUCCUUACCAACCUAUCUUGAACAACGCACCUUUCGUUUAUACUUUGGGUGUCACGCCUAGCAACGACAUUUCUGAAGCUCUGCAAAUGUUCACUGGUCUCCGUUAUGACAUGGGAGAGCGUUCAAACGGUAUCUCAACGGGUUCUACAGCAGCUCAACUGCUCGACCCCACACUCGAUUUGUCGGCUUUGACAGGCUCCCUUCUUGACACCACCCCCAUUCAAAUCCUUAAUCCGUCCACUUUUGCCAAUCAAGAUCAAGUAGAUGCUGCAACCCUUGACCGAAACAACAAAAGGAAAAAACGAGUUAAGGAUACUUCUGUUGUACAUGUGUGCACAGACUGUGGCACUACUGAAUCUCCUGAAUGGCGUAAAGGCCCUAAAGGUCCCAAAACUCUGUGUAACGCAUGCGGUUUACGCGCCAAAAAAAAUCAGAAGGCUUCCACAACGGCCUGAUAUAAUAACAUUGAGCAUUCUUUUCGAGAUACCCUUGACUUUCGAGUUUCCAGAGCCAAGUGUGAUGGUCAUCGUUGAUCGUCAUUCCAAACGAAGUCUCUUUUAGUAAUUUGUAUUCUUUUUUUUUGCAUCUAAUGCUCUCUUUUGUCAUUUGAAAAUGACUGUAUUCCCCGCAAACUGCAAGCUUCAAGGAAGUUGGUCCACGGCAAUGAAAAAAGUUUAGUCUACAGCUUUUCUU
Molecule: messenger RNA, 1577 nt
Organism: Umbelopsis ramanniana AG
Lineage: Eukaryota; Fungi; Mucoromycota; Umbelopsidomycetes; Umbelopsidales; Umbelopsidaceae
Exons: 3
Coding region: 131-1339 (402 amino acids)
Biological process (GO): regulation of DNA-templated transcription
Molecular function (GO): zinc ion binding; sequence-specific DNA binding
Source: RefSeq, a predicted model, not a curated record